GGGAAGACACUCAUUUCCACAAAAAUGGGGGCGCGUCUAAUAUGUUCUUCCGUUCCUAAAGCGAAAAGAUUAAUAAUUAUAAAAUGUUUUUUUCCGUGUAUAAUGUGAAAGUUCAUUAAAUAACGUUACAUCAAUAUGCUACCGACAAAAUUUAUAAGUGCCGCGUCCCAGGCGCUGUACUGUCCAAUGUGUGAAAAUCUCUUUAACGACCCUGUAAUAUCAACUCGAUGUGGACAUACAUUUUGUCGGAUGUGUAUUACGGAAAAUAUUUCAUCUCGAGGGAAUGUCUCAAACUCUGUGUGCCCUGUGGACAAUAUACCAUUCCAUCGCUCCGAUUUGGUAUCGAACAUCGCGUUGAAGGGUCAGAUUGAUGAUUUAGAGAUCCACUGUCAACAUGGAUUGACAAGAGUCGACUCUGAUGACGAGUUCCUCUUAGAUGAGGAAGGCUGCAACCAGGCCAUCAAACUUGGCAGGAGAAGUGAACACGAAGACACGUGCCCGUUUGCUCUUGUUCCUUGUCCAAACAGUGCAAAUCAUUGUGGAAAGUUUCGUAGGCGAGAUCUGGAUGGUCACCUGGAAAAAUGUCCAAGGUACCCAUGCGAGUAUAGGAAUGAAGGUUGCGAGUUUUGUGGCACUGAGAAAGAUGUGAAGGAGCACAUGUUAACAUGUUUGAGUAAACAACAUACAGUUGAGGAACAGGAUAGGCCACCACCAAAUAACAACAAUAGAUUUUCAACAGGAGUAGAGAAUGUUGUUGUCCAGUUAGUUCAGCGUGUGUCUUGGUUGGAACAGAAUCAAAUGUCUAUGGCAGAGCAGCUUCAGAGAUGCACAGAUGCUAUAUCCUCCUUAGAGACAACCGUUGACCGAUUGUCUCAUCAGUUUGAACGUAUUGCCGGCUACCAGCCAGUAAGCCGUGUCAGGCAUGCAAUAUCGACAUCCUCCAUUGCUGAGGCAACUUCACUCACUGUCGACAUCACUGAGAAACAACGGUCACCAGUCUCACCAAGGAUCCGAACAACCUCACAACUCUUUCAGCUACCAUCAGCGCCAAAUGCCACGCCCAGCAGCGAGACUUGGAGAAUGCCUUUUAUGUUUAAAUGUCUAGGAACUUUGAGGGGUCACCAGGAGCCAAUCUUUGCUAUGACAUGUCGCAGUGGUAAGCUGUACAGUACCGGGAGGGAUAUGUUGAUCAAAGUGUGGGAUACAGAGGAUGUCACUAGGGGAUGUAUCGCUACACUGAAGGGACACACUGACGUCAUUAAUGCAAUUUGCUCCAACCGGACGACUUUAUACACAACUGGAGCAGACAAAUCUCUCUGUUCCUGGAACACGAACUCUCUGUCGGAACAAAAACGAGUUGCUGAUGCACACGAUGACGUCAUAUGUGCCCUGGUGUGCACUGGGAAGUAUUUAUUUACGUCAUCACAGUCUUGUAUUAAGGUUUGGGAAGCCAAGAGUUUAAACUUUGUCCAUACCAUGGACGCUGGUUUGAAUCAUUGGGUCAGAGCACUGGCUGUUGAUCAUUCGAAGAACAAAGUUUUUAGCGGUUCCCAUAAUGCAAUCCACGUGUGGGAUGCCACGGGAACAUUUCAGCUUGAUUCUGAGAUUCCUCACCAAUACGGUACUGUGUACUCACUUGCAGUCACAAAGAAGUACGUCAUUGUUGGUACCUACAAUCGAAACACUCAUAUUUUUGAGAUUCCGUCGUAUCAGCACGUGAAGUCACUGACAGGGCACAUUGGAGCAGUGACUGUAGUUACAGCAUCGCCUGCUGGAAGAUAUCUUUUCACUGCCUCUAGUGAUUCGACGGCCAUGAUCUGGGAUUUGGAGAACAUGCUACCGAUUCAAGUGUUGACGCGACACGAAGCUGGUGUUAACUGUCUCGCUGUUUAUGGUAAUCUUGUGUUCACUGGUUCAGAGGAUAAAGAUAUUAAGGUGUACAAGUACUUCAAGUUAUUCACAGCGACACCAGACUAAAUCGAACUUGAAGGCUUUGCAGUGUAUUCACUGACUUAUACUAUACUAUAGCGAAGUGUAUUCACUGAUUUAUACUAGACAGUAUAGUGGAGUGUAUUCACUGACCUAUACUAGACAGUAUAGUGGAGUGUUCCACUGACCUAUACUAGACAGUAUAGUGGAGUGUUCCACUGACCUACAGUAUACCAGAAUCAUCGUGGAGUGUAUGUACUGACCUAUGUCAGCGAGCGUAUCUUUUAGAGAACUUUGGGAAUUCGACGCAGGGUUGUAAUGAAUUUUCUGCGGACAAAUAGAUGCACCAUGUCAUGCACGUGUGUUAGGGAAUAUAUUAAUAGAUAGAGAAUGAAUUCUGAUGGUGCUCAUGAGUCACGAAAAUGUUGUGAAGAUUACAUAGAGUAAAUUAUUUUCAAUGAAAGCGUAUUUUAUAUAAGCAU
Dendronephthya gigantea is the source of this 2411-nucleotide messenger RNA. RefSeq names its product E3 ubiquitin-protein ligase TRAF7-like. The transcript is spliced from 12 exons. Bases 136 to 1977 code for a protein of 613 amino acids. Gene Ontology annotation, biological process: protein ubiquitination. NCBI's taxonomy places the organism in Eukaryota, Metazoa, Cnidaria, Anthozoa, Malacalcyonacea, Nephtheidae. Gene Ontology annotation, molecular function: zinc ion binding; ubiquitin-protein transferase activity; protein binding. The record is from RefSeq and is a predicted model, not a curated record.